Messenger RNA from Cutaneotrichosporon oleaginosum, 1560 nucleotides. RefSeq lists its product as uncharacterized. Gene Ontology annotation, cellular component: carbamoyl-phosphate synthase complex; cytoplasm. Gene Ontology annotation, biological process: 'de novo' pyrimidine nucleobase biosynthetic process; L-glutamine metabolic process; L-arginine biosynthetic process. Gene Ontology annotation, molecular function: carbamoyl-phosphate synthase (glutamine-hydrolyzing) activity. NCBI's taxonomy places the organism in Eukaryota, Fungi, Basidiomycota, Tremellomycetes, Trichosporonales, Trichosporonaceae. The record is from RefSeq and is a predicted model, not a curated record.
CCACCCACCACCCCCACUCUCAACAGCCCCCCCCCACUGCCAUUCUCGACACUGUCGAUGCUGUGGACAGAACGCACUUCGGACGACUACCUCUCUGACCUUGUCUUCACCCUCAACCCUUGAUUUUCCUCUACUCGCGUAGGAACAUCCACUCAAACAUCACACCCCAUCUCACCAUGUCGUCGUCCAUUCUUCGCCCCCUCGCCCACUCUGCUAAGACGGCCCUCGGCCGUCGCGCCCUUGCGACGCCUACCAACGUGCACCCCAGCAUGCUCCAGACGGUCCUCCCCGCCGUCGUCCCCGCCGCCCUCCACCUCAAGACUGGAGAGUCGUACUACGGCACAAACUUUGGCUCGACCAACUCCAAGUAUGGCGAGACCGUCUUCUCCACCUCCAUCACCUCUUACACCGACUCGAUGACCGACCCCUCGUACCGCGGUCAGCUUCUCGUUUUCACCUCCCCUAUGAUUGGCAACUACGGUGUCCCCUCCAACUCUCCCCUCCCGGAGACCCCCGGCAUCCCUUUCCUCGAGUCCGAGGGCAUCCAGUGCGCCGGCGUCGUCGUCUCCGACGUCGCCCUCAAGUACUCGCACUACCAGGCAAUCGAGUCCAUUCACGAGUGGUGCGCCCGCCACGAUGUUCCCGGCAUCUCUGGCGUCGACACUCGUGCCAUCACCACCCUCCUCCGUGACCAGGGCACUACCCUCGGCCGUCUCGCGGUCGGCGACGAGGCCGAGUACGUUCCCAAGGCCGACGAGUACUGGGACCCCUCCAAGGAGAACCUUAUCUCCCAGGUCUCCACCAAGGAGCCUUACCAGCUCAACCCCAACGGCAAGGGCCCCAAGAUUGCUGUCCUCGACUUUGGGUCCAAGGCCAACAUCCUUCGCUCGCUUGUCAAGCGCGACGCCCGUGUCACGGUCCUUCCUUGGAACUACGACUUCAACGCCGUUCGUGACCAGUACGACGGUCUCUUCCUUUCCAACGGCCCCGGUGACCCGACCUCGAUCAUGGAGACCGUCCACCGCGUCACCAAGACCAUCAACGAGUGGGACAAGCCCAUCUUCGGCAUCUGCAUGGGCCACCAGAUUCUCGGCCUCGCCGCCGGCAUGGAGACGUACCGCAUGACCUUUGGCAACCGUGGCCACAACCAGCCCGUGCUCGCCCUUGCCUCGUCGGGCUCGAUCAAGGCCGGCCGCGUCUACGUCACCUCGCAGAACCACCAGUACGCCAUCAAGCUCACCGAGGACUUCCCCGCCGGCUGGGCGCCCUUCUUCAUCAACUGCAACGACUCGUCCGUCGAGGGUAUCAUCUCCACCCCCGAGUCGGGCAAGCACAUCUGGGGCGUCCAGUUCCACCCCGAGUCCGCCGGCGGCCCUCUUGACACCCACCCCAUGUUCACCGACUACGUCCAGGCCUGUGCCGACAAGUCGGCCUCGGGCAUGGCCACGUCCGAGCUCAAGGUCGACACGCACGCCGCUGCUGCCGCCGCCGCCGCGUCGGCGUGAGAGAGUGAGAAGUCCAUUGUAGAUUACACCAGGGUUAUGCAGCAUUGCACAUUUC